ACAAAAAGUAGCCUUUUAGUCUUCAUUUAAUGUUAGGAAUAAGGUUAGCACUGUGGUUAAGAUUGGGGUUAGGUUAAAAGAUUAAGAAGAUAACUUGUAGAAAUGGGCUGGGUUUAGCCAUAAUUAUGACUUUGUCGCUGUGUUAACUAGUGACGACUGGCGGUGUCCUCAUGCUAGCGAUUGUUUUGAACUUACAGUAUCAACUGGAAAUCGGAGUUGCAUAGGUGUGACCACUUGCUGUGAUGCAGAGACCACCAGUUCUACAGUCAUGCUGAACACACUGUUGGAUAGACACACAGACUGACGAUGGACUGACCGGUCCUCUCCACCAGUCCCCUCCCCCUCCUCUCUGUAUUUGUGCCUGCUGGAACCUGGUCAGUGGAUCCUCGUGCGCUGUGCGUCAUGGCGUCCAACGGUUGGGCUGGAAGACAUUCCCUGUGGCGGUUCCUUUCGCUGUUUCGAAGCAGGCAGGAGCGUGUGGUGCUGGCACGCAGCGAGAGCAUGCCGGGGGAACACGUGCUGAAGAUCACCAUCACAGAGACCACGAUAAUCGAGGCAGAUUCAGGGGUAUGGAACUCCAAGUCGCUGGUCUACCUGGGCCUGUGGUACUUCUUCAGCUUCUGCACACUUUUCCUCAACAAGUACAUCCUAUCUCUGCUAGAGGGGGAGCCAAGCAUGCUGGGCGCUGUUCAAAUGGUCUCCACCACCAUCAUAGGCUUUCUGAAGAUGUAUGUGCCUUGCUGCCUAUACCAGCACAAGUCCAGGACUGAGUACCCCCCCAACUUCCUCAUGAUCAUGCUGUUUGUGGGGCUCAUGAGGUUCACCAGUGUGGUGCUGGGUCUGGUGAGCCUGAAGAAUGUGGCCGUUUCCUUUGCAGAGACGGUGAAGAGCUCUGCGCCCAUCUUCACUGUCAUCAUGUCAAGGCUGAUCUUGGGGGAAUACACAGGUAUGUGGGUGAACCUGUCCCUCUUUCCUGUCAUGGCUGGUCUGGCCCUCUGCACGGCAACAGAGAUCAGUUUCAACAUGCUGGGCUUCUCCGCAGCCCUCUCCACCAACAUCAUGGACUGUUUACAGAAUGUUUUUUCAAAGAAGCUACUAAGUGGAGACACCUACAAAUUCAGCCCUCCAGAUCUGCAGUUCUACACCAGUGCAGCUGCAGUCAUUAUGCUCAUACCUGCCUGGGUCUUCCUCAUGGACAUUUCAGUGAUUGGGAAGAGUGGGCGUUCGUUCAGCUGGAGUCCAGACAUCGUUCUGCUGCUGCUGUUUGAUGGGGCCCUGUUCCACCUGCAGAGUGUCACCGCCUACGCCCUGAUGGGACGCAUCUCUCCCGUCACCUUUAGUGUAGCCAGCACGGUGAAGCAUGCCCUGUCUGUCUGGCUGAGCAUCAUCUUGUUCAGUAACCACAUCACGGUGCUCAGCGCUGCCGGCACGGCCCUGGUGUUUGUGGGCGUGCUGCUGUACAACAAGGCCAAGCAGUUUCAGAGACACACCUUAAAGGCCCUGGCCCACGCCCAGGCUCAGGGCCACAACUACAAACCACUACUGCAGGAUCACAAGCUCAAAGCAUCGGACCGAUAGACUUCUCAGGAGACCAAGGGGGGAGAGACCAAAGAGGUCUCUUCUCUCUAACUUUGAUCAUGUAGAACCUGAUACGCAGACGAUUUGACUAGACCAUGUUUUGACUCGCGCCAGCAUUAUGACGAAUGAGGGAAGUCAGCGGUCAUCAUAGCACGGUAGAAGGAUCUGUCACUCAAGUGAGGUUUCGUUCAGUAGGAAUUGUCCAUUUGAGAGGCUAGUUUCUCUUGAGGUUUCAUUCGGCCUCACUGAUGCAUUCUCUGAUACCUAUGUGAACUUGUCUUAGUGUGUGGUCUGACCGCGGCCCACUGUUUGACUGUGGACUGGUGCAGGUGUGAGCAAACUUUUUGGCUUGAGGGCCACAUCCGGAUUUCUAAAUUGAACGGGGGACACACAAAAUCUAUUUUUGGGCCAGAAACAUUCCAGUUGUUUUUAAAUAUAUAGGUCCAUUUAUAUUUCGACAUACUUUCUAUCUAGUUUUAGACGUUCAAGUGUGGCCUGGAGUGUAAUUUUUUUUUUUAACCCAAAACAAUUUCCCCCCUCCCCAAAAAACGACUUAUUUUAAUUUGUUUAUUUUUACCUCCUAUGGGUCGGAUUGAAUGGGCUCAUGGGCCGGAUCCGGCCAGGCCGUAGUUUGCCCACCCCUGGGGCCUCAUUUAUCAAAGUUGCAUGCGCACAAAAAAAGACUAAACUUUCCUGCGCCAGUUAGGCCUCAAAGUUUGGUGUUUAUCCAUUUUGAACUUGACGGGAAAGUGUGAGUAUCUCCACGCAAAUCUCAGGCCAAGCGUACACACUACUUCUAGUGGUUGAUCAACUAUAUUGCAAGCAAAUAUUGUUAUUUCUUUCUCGUCUGAGUGUGCCAGAGCGCAGAAUAACUGAUGAAUUUACGAACGCUCAACACCCGUUGAAUAUGGCCGGUGUCAGUAAACGUCGGCAAA
Salvelinus namaycush (lake trout) is the source of this 2513-nucleotide messenger RNA. RefSeq names its product solute carrier family 35 member E2A-like. The coding region runs from base 403 to 1578 and encodes 391 amino acids. The transcript is spliced from 9 exons. The record is from RefSeq and is a predicted model, not a curated record. NCBI's taxonomy places the organism in Eukaryota, Metazoa, Chordata, Actinopteri, Salmoniformes, Salmonidae. Gene Ontology annotation, cellular component: Golgi apparatus. Gene Ontology annotation, molecular function: antiporter activity.